GUGAGUCGUUACAGACCUAUUAUUCAUUCUAAAUGAAUAAACUUAAUUACUGUUUCUGUUCUUUAUUCAGACUGUGCUCCUGUAGCUUAACAAAGAACAGUUGUGAUUCUCUGGCCUCAGCUCUGAAGUCCAGACCUUUUUUUCUUCAAGAACUAGACCUGAGUCAAAAUCAGCUACAAGAUAUUGGGAUCAUGUUGCUCUCUGAUGGACUGAAGAGUCCUCGCUGCAGACUGAAAACUCUGAGGUUGAGAUCUUGUCUGCUCUCAGACUCUGGCUGUAUCGGUCUGGUCUCAGCUCUGGAGUCUCAGCUCCCUCAUCUCAUGGAGGUGGACCUCAGUGGAAAUGAGCUGCAGGAGAGAGGAAAGAGAGUCCUGCUUGGACUUGUGAAACUUCCAGGCUGUAGAAUAAGGUCUCUAAGAGUGGGAGACGGACAGGACUUGGUUAAACGUGUUCGUGCAGGAUGGCUGACUUUUGGUGCCAAACUACGCAAAACAUCUGGAACGGAUGAGACAGAGUCGUUGAAGCUGCAGGGACCAUCAGAUAUCAGCACCACAGACCGAGUGAAGAAGGGACACAUGUUGCCUCGAACUGUUACUAUACGGCGGGGGUCUGGUUCUGAUGCCAAACUACGCAGAAAAUCUGAAGCAGAUAAGAAAACAUUGAUGGAGGCUGACUCAUAUUCAUAUUUUCCAUUCAUGACGUUUGGAACACGGGCCCUACCCAGAUUCCCUGCACUCUUGAAUACACCUACUUAUCCAGCUAUACCUGACUCAUUAGAUCUCUCACUGGAUCCAAACAGAACAAAAUCACAGCUUGAUUCUACUGCGGACCAGGGACACAAAAUAAAUACCCACACACUCUUUUCACCUGAACUCUUCAAUGAACGUGAACAUACGUCAUACAGAUUUAGGAGCUGGUCUGCAGGUGUGUUCCAGUGUAAAUUGACCAGACUGGUGUUUAAGAUGACUCGGGCUGGUGAGCUGAUGUACUGGAUCAUCCAGUGGGACGAGGACCUCCUCAACUCAGCUGGAAAGACCCCUGCAGGUCCACUCUUUAGCAUAAGUUGUUCUGAGGGUUCUGUUUCUCAGCUGCACCUCCCACACUGUGGAAAUCUACCUGGUCUCUCCGUGGUCCACAUUAGUAAUGAUGGGAUGAGCAUCCUUCAGCCCCUGGAGAUCACAGCCUCUCACGUGGUUGUGGAUGUACCUCACUUAUCUGCCUUUGGCUUGGUGUGGGAUAUCAUCAAACGCCUUCUAAACAUCCAGAUACAAAUAUGUGGACAAGUGCUGUUGUUCCACCGACCGCCGUACAAGAAUCAAAGCCAAAAGCUCAACGUGUUUCUGCUGCCAGAAAAUGUGCCACUGCAGGAGGUGAAAUGCCAGCAGAAGAUGGCGGAGUACAUCGAGGCGACUUCCUUUUGUCUGCUAACUACAGGCCAGUUUUAUAGUCUUCUCUGUCCUGAGGCCCACACGAUACAGCCUGAGCGAGCUCUGUUUGACCUGAAGUAUGGACCAAACUACCACCCAACAUUUGAUAUUCGAAUGACUCCGAACACAAAGGAAGUUACUGUGAGAGUCCGAGACCAAGAGGAGAGACAUGUCUGGGCGUAUCGUGCUGAACUACCUGGCCAGACAAUCCACACUAUAACCAGUGACUCAGCCUAUUCACUCCAUGGACGAGUAACAGAUGCAGAUGUACAAGCAGCUCCAGCCUUCAGUCUCCUGUCAGCCCAACCUCCAUCCACUGAGCCAGGAUCAUCGUCUCUGGUCACAAGUGACAGAAGAGGUGGAAGGUCCUCCUCAGCUCCAGGCCCAUCCAGCCAGUUAAUCCACACUAUAACCAGUGACUCAGCCUCAUCAAUGCAUGGACUAGUAACAGAUGGAGAUGUACAAGCAGCUCCAGCCUUCAGUCUCUUGUCAGCCCAACCUCCAUCCACUGAGCCGGGAUCAUCGUCUCUGGUCACAAGUGACAGAAGAGGUGAGCAACACUGUUAG
This is a messenger RNA of Mugil cephalus (flathead mullet), 1994 nucleotides long. RefSeq names its product NACHT, LRR and PYD domains-containing protein 1-like. The transcript is spliced from 19 exons. Lineage: Eukaryota; Metazoa; Chordata; Actinopteri; Mugiliformes; Mugilidae. The record is from RefSeq and is a predicted model, not a curated record. The coding region runs from base 33 to 1994 and encodes 653 amino acids. Gene Ontology annotation, molecular function: protein binding.